AUGACUUGACCUUUUAUUUCCUUUUAUCGUUCCUCCGUUUUUUACUUUCCAUAGGUGAGCCUCCUCAGGUCGUAUAUAUACGAGCUAAAACAGCAUAACUCAAGGUAAAUAUUUGUAUGCAGUGCUCAGCUAGAAGGAUCCAGAAAAGAAAGAAAGAGAAGCUAUGGCUGGUUUGCAAAGAUCUGCAGUGUCUUUUAGGAGGCAAGGAUCUUCAGGUCUUGUUUGGGAUGACAAGCUUUUGUCAGGAGAGCUAAACCAAGUAGCAAACGACCCGAAGCAAGAACACGAACAAGAACGAGAACUAGAAGAAAAGCUAGAUAUUCAGCAAGAAAAAGACGUUAAGCCAUCAUCGAGAACAGUCAGCACCAUAGAAAGAAGCCGAUCCAACGGUGGACAACGAGCCUACCGCACCGGCAAGGUCUCUCCGGCUAUCGAACCUCCUUCGCCAAGGGUCUCUGCUUGUGGGUUUUGCGGUGCUUUUGGAAAAUCGCCAAAGAAUCAUCGGAAAAAGGCCGGUAAGCCCAGAUCACGAUAAUUUUCCGUGUUUACUAGUGACCGGGGAUGGCAUAUUCCUGUGAAUUGGG
This is a messenger RNA of Hevea brasiliensis (rubber tree), 584 nucleotides long. RefSeq lists its product as uncharacterized. The record is from RefSeq and is a predicted model, not a curated record. The transcript has a single exon. NCBI's taxonomy places the organism in Eukaryota, Viridiplantae, Streptophyta, Magnoliopsida, Malpighiales, Euphorbiaceae. Bases 164 to 535 code for a protein of 123 amino acids.